Messenger RNA from Paramuricea clavata, 591 nucleotides. NCBI's taxonomy places the organism in Eukaryota, Metazoa, Cnidaria, Anthozoa, Malacalcyonacea, Plexauridae. The record is from the annotation of a GenBank genome assembly.
GACAAAACCGAUCCACUGCUAAUGAAACCUCAGGUUCAGAUUUUCAUCACGGAAAAGCUCAAAUUGGGGAGAACAAUAUCGAAGAUGUUAUACAGACACAGGUAGUGCUACAAUCAGCUGCCAUUUUUUUUACUUUGAACUUAGGAGGGCGAAGAACAUGCAUGUACCUAAUUUAUGUAUCGUACAUAACAAAAGCGGUGAUAAGUGCAUGGGUGUUUAUAGGGAUUGGUCAUAGAGUAAUUACUGCUAUAGAGUGGGCUGGAGGUAAAUCACAAAUGUUGCCAAUAAGUUUGAUAAUAUACUUUUCUAGAUGAAACACACGAACAGACUACAACAAAUAAGCGCCCCAGAGCCAAACUGGAGCUCGCGAGCAGGAAAGCAAUGGAGAACCUGAUGAUUCACCUAUAACGAGGAAGAGCAAGAUUCAGCACAGGAUGAUGAUCAGCUUGACGAACUAGAUCCACUUAACGAAGAUGAUCAGUUCGAAGAACUAUUACGUCGAUACGAACCCGUUAUCAACGCUGGACAUCGCCUCCAUCCAAGGCAAGCUGUUUAUAAUUUUAGAAUAAAUGAUAACCUUUCGUUUGAUCA